This is a messenger RNA of Symbiodinium sp. CCMP2456, 360 nucleotides long. Lineage: Eukaryota; Dinophyceae; Suessiales; Symbiodiniaceae. The record is from the annotation of a GenBank genome assembly.
AUGCAGGCCCCAAAGCCUGAAGAUCUUUGCUGCAGGCAAAUCCGCGAUGCGGUGCGGAGCGACCCGCGGGCUCAGUACGUGCCUUUCGCUGAGCACCUGGAGGGCGUGAGCGGGGAAGGCUUCGACGCGUCGUCGGCUGCGUUCUCCCAGACGAUUGCACAGAUGUACCUCCACACUGGGCUGCGCUGGCUCCCGGGCGGACCGAGCUUCGACUCUCUCGCGCGGCGAUGUGGUCGCGAGGUGGUUCACGACAAGAUCCACUUGACUGAGAAGAGUGCAGGCACUCUACUGGAGCUUGUCUCUGGAACCUUGGGCAGGGACGAGCUGUCCCCCACACGGCUGCCCAGUGAGAGCCGCUGA